Molecule: messenger RNA, 1884 nt
Organism: Nymphalis io (European peacock)
Lineage: Eukaryota; Metazoa; Arthropoda; Insecta; Lepidoptera; Nymphalidae
Product: esterase FE4-like
Exons: 3
Coding region: 59-1723 (554 amino acids)
Source: RefSeq, a predicted model, not a curated record
GCGUCAUUCAAUUCAUUCGCCGUGUUUGCGUUACAAACGUCAGGUGUGCCGUGCAAAAAUGUAUUGGCUAGUGUAUCUUAACUUUCUCAUAUUUUCCUUAGUCCUUUGUGAUGACCCUCCAUCACGUUUGGUGUAUUUGACUCAAGGCCCCGUCCGUGGAUAUAAGGACUUAGCUUUAGACGUUUUUGUAUUUUAUAGUAUACCUUACGCUAAAGCACCAACCGGCCAUGAAAAGUUUAAGGCGCCUCUCCCCCCACCAGUUUGGACGGAACCAUUUGAAGCUAUCGAUAAAGAUAUUGUAUGCCCGCAAAAUGAUGUAAUGACCAUGAUUGCUCAAACUAAAAUCGUUCAAGAAGAUUGCCUUAUUGCGAAUGUGUAUACGCCUGAAACAAAUGGGAAAAAGCUUCCAGUCCUAGUGCAUUUUCAUGGCGGAGCUUUUACUAUAGGAUGGGGUGAUAUCAAAACUGAUGGAAAUUAUAUAAAAAGUAAACAAAUAAUUCAAGUUACAUUUAACCAUAGAUUAGGAGCUCAUGGGUUCCUUUGUCUUGGUACAAAAGAUGUACCUGGUAAUGCUGGUAUGAAGGACCAAGUUGCAUUACUACGCUGGGUAAAGAAUAAUAUUGCAAACUUCGGUGGAAACCCUGAUGAGGUUACAAUAUCAGGCUAUAAUUCCGGUUCAUCUUCAGUAGAUCUAAUGUCAGUAUCAAAAAUGGCACAAGGUUUAUUUAAAAGAGUAAUCGCCGAAAGCGGUGUUAGUACUGCACCAUUUAGUGUUCAGAUUAAUCCUAUUGAAAAUGCUAAACGCUAUGCUGACCUCUUUAAAUUUGAAAGUGUAGAUAAUUUUGAUGAGUUAGAAUUUUUUUAUAAAAAUCUAUCUUACGUAGAAUUAAACUCAAAAAAUGUUUUGGCCAGGCCAGACUCUACCUUUUUGAUGUCUCCCUGUGUAGAACGCGAUUUGGGGGAAGAAAGAUUUCUAGAUGAUAGUCCAGUUAAUAUAAUAAAAUCUGGAAAUUAUGAAAAGCUUCCUAUGUUGUAUGGCUAUGGCGAAAUUCAAGGACAAUUACGAGUCCCGUUAUUAGAAUAUUGGGAAUAUUGGAUGAAUAUAAGGUUUUUAGAGUUUUUGCCGGCUGAUUUACAAUUUGAAAAUGAAACUGAAAAACGUCGGGUCGCAGAAGAAAUAAAAACCUUUUAUUUUGGUGAUAAAAUAAUAGGAAAAAAAACGACAAGAGAAUUUGUAGAAUAUUUUACAGAUGUCAUGUUCGCAUACCCAACACUGCGAUCAGCAAAAUUACAUGUAGAAUCUGGACACAAACAAAUAUAUCUAUAUAUGAUUUCGAAAAAUGUUUAUGAUAAUGCAGUAUUACCCAUUAAUGCGAGUGUUGCUGACCAAUGUUCUGAGACGAUCGGAGUUUUAAAAGAUUAUUGGGAAGAAACACUCAAGUAUAAAUAUGAUGUUGAAGAUCUUAAGACAAUAAAAGAUAUACUUAAGGAAACUUUGUUAAAUUUUGUAACCGAAGGUGAACCAAUUAUUCCCGGGUCUAAGUUAAGGACAUGGAAACCAGUGGGUAAGAAUUGGUCACCACAUUUGUAUAUAAGUAGAAUUUUUGAAUUAAGAAAAUCUUUGAUGAAGAAAAUAGCCUUAUUUUGGGAAAGAAUCUACGACAAGUAUUACGCGUACCCAAUAGCGCCUCCAGCUCCUCCACCAGAAAACAGCGAUUCUUAAGAAAAUAGGGAAGAGAUAUAAGAGGAGCAUGCAUAUGGUGGCUAAAUAUAUAAGUAUAUUUAGGCAUCACUUUAAUUAAAUUUCCUGUAACAAAUAUGUUUCUUAAUUUUUUUAGCUAUUUUUAUCAUCGGCUUACAUUAAUAAAAGGCAAGUUUUGUUUA